GCGCGGCCAUCUUGGAAGGGGAGCGGCCACGGGCGCAGCCAUCUUAGGCAAAACGGCCCCAGUCGCGGUAAUUGGGCCCAAGCUCCGCCCCUUCGCUCCGCGACUGUCUUCCCUCACCCUCCCUUAAAUCCACCCUCUGCGGUCUGUUUUCCUUUUCACUCGCCUUCAUUGCGCGUUUGUCUGUGUGUAUGCUCUCCUCAGCCUGAGUGUCUGUUGUGACUUAAUUCUUCCCCCGGGGACGCUCUCUCGCGCCCGCCCGCUCCCUCCUCGCCCCGGCCCCGACUCUGCCGCGGCCCCGCCGAUGUCCGAUCCUCGACAACAUCUAACCUGCUUUGACUGGCCCUUUUCCCUGGGUAUGGCAAAUCUAUUGCCCGAUGGUCCUGUGUCCCAAGAACGCUAACACAGGAGCUGUCCUCUGAGGCUCUGGAUGACUUUAUUCGUCAAAUGGCUUUACCCUUCCAGUAGCUCCAGGCAUCCUCCAUUCCCCUAUCCAGGAAAAUGUGAUGCGCUACAGGUAUCUAUCAGCUUCUAGAUCACCACUUCACAAGUGUCUUGAGUGGAAGAUUCAGGCUAGCAGAAGCUUGUCAUCGGGAAGAUGUCUAAAGAAAUGGCAGACCAAAGAGGAGAAGCUGGGGAAAAAGAGGUAUGUGGACACCAGACCAAAGGAUCGGACAAAGAGGAGGAAACACCAGCAGUUGCCUCAUCCCAUGGCCAGGGGUGGCGUCCCGGUGGCAGAGGAACUAGGAACGCAAGGCCUGAACCCGGGGCCAGACCCUCUGCCCUCCCCGCCAUGGUCAAUGAUCCACCAGUACCGGCCUUACUCUGGGCCCAGGAGGUGGGCCAGGUGUUGGCAGGCCGUGCCCGCAGGCUGCUGCUGCAGUUUGGGGUACUCUUCUGCAGCAUCCUACUCCUGCUCUGGGUGUCUGUCUUUCUCUAUGGCUCCUUCUACUAUUCUUACAUGCCACCAGUCAGCCACCUCAGCCCCGUGCAUUUCUACUACAGGACCGACUGUGAUACCUCCAUCACCUCACUCUGUUCCUUCCCUGUUGCCAAUGUCUCGCUAGCUAAGGGUGGACGUGAUCGGGUGCUGAUGUAUGGACAGCCGUAUCGCGUGACCUUAGAGCUUGAUGUACCAGAGUCCCCUGUAAAUCAAGAUUUGGGCAUGUUCUUGGUCACCAUUUCAUGUUACACCAGAGGCGGCCGAAUCAUCUCUACUUCUUCGCGUUCAGUGAUGUUGCAUUACCGCUCAGACCUGCUCCAGAUGCUUGACACGCUGGUCUUCUCCAGCCUCCUGCUGUUUGGCUUUGCAGAGCAGAAGCAGAUCCUGGAAGUGGAGCUCUAUGCAGACUAUAGAGAGAACUCGUAUGUGCCGACCACUGGAGCAGUUAUUGAGAUCCACAGCAAGCGCAUCCAAAUGUACGGAGCCUACCUCCGCAUCCAUGCACACUUCAGUGGGCUCAGAUACCUGCUGUACAACUUCCCGAUGACCUCAGCCUUCGUGGGUGUUGCCAGCAACUUCACCUUCCUCAGUGUCAUCGUGCUUUUCAGCUACAUGCAGUGGGUGUGGGGGGGCAUAUGGCCCCGGCACCGCCUCUCUUUACAGGUGAACAUCCAAAAAAGAGCCGGUUCCCAAAAGGAAGCCCCGCGAAGGAACUCUGCCCAUCAGUCAGGUAAAGGAUGUGAAGGCCAGGAGGAGCCAACCCAGCAAUCGGAUGUUACAGAGGAUGGUGAGAACCCUGAAGACCCCUCAGGGAUAGAGGGUCAGCUGUCUGAGGAGGAGAAACCAGAUCAGCAGCCCUUGAGUGGAGAGGAGGAGCCUGAAGCCAGUGAUGGUUCAGGCUCCUGGGAAGAUGCAGCUUUGCUGACGGAGGCCAACCUGCCUGCUUCUGCUUCUGCCCCUGCCCCUGAGACCCUGGGCAGCUCGGAACCCUCUGUGGGUGCACUCCGACAGCGCCCCACCUGCUCUAGUUCCUAAAGAAAAGGGCAGAUUCCUCACACUCCAGCACUUUCCCACCUGACCCCUUUCCCCUUGUUUUUCCUCCAAUAAACUAUUUUCGUGCCAGCUGC
Carlito syrichta (Philippine tarsier) is the source of this 2067-nucleotide messenger RNA. RefSeq names its product BSCL2, seipin lipid droplet biogenesis associated (gene BSCL2). Gene Ontology annotation, biological process: lipid droplet organization; lipid storage. Lineage: Eukaryota; Metazoa; Chordata; Mammalia; Primates; Tarsiidae. Gene Ontology annotation, cellular component: endoplasmic reticulum membrane. The transcript has 12 exons. The record is from RefSeq and is a predicted model, not a curated record. Bases 596 to 1975 code for a protein of 459 amino acids.